GAUCAGGGAGGCCCAAUGGGCUUAAGUUAAAGCCCGGUCAAUAAAAUGUGACGGGAAGCCCAAAAACUUCCGUCUACAGACUAACUCCGUUUGCUUUCCGGGAAACGGGUCAAACGCCAUUUUCGUUUCUUCACGGUAAACCAAACGAGAAGCAUCGUCUCUCUACUCGACUGCUACGCCGCAAAAUGACGAAACUACCCCUCUUCGUCUCCCUCCUCCUCCUCUCCGCCGCCAGUUUCAUCACCCUCACAUCGGCGGAGACAAAGUCCCUCACAAUCUCCGACGACGACAGACCGAUGAUCCUCUUCGAAAAGUUCGGAUUCACUCGAUCGGGCCACGUCAGCGUCUCCGUCUCCUCCGUAUCGGUAACCUCCCCUUCGGCCGCCGCGAUCCCGGAUCCGUCGCGGCUGGGGUUCUUCCUCAUGUCGGAGGAGUCGCUCCUCCAGGUCCUCCUCGAGAUCCAGCAGAACCCUAGCUUCUGCGUGCUCGACUCCCCUUACGUCCUCCACCUCUUCACGCUCCACGAUCUAUCGCCCCCGCCGAGCUCCAGUUACGAGCACUUGUACCCCGUGACUUCCCCCAACGAGUACUCUCUCUUCUUCGUCAAUUGCGUGAGGGAUACGAAGAUCUCGAUGAAGGUUAGAACCGAGAUGUAUAAUUUAGAUCCGAACGGGUCGAAGGAUUACCUCCCCGCCGGGUCAACCCGAUUACCCGAAUUGUAUUUCUUAUUCUUUAUCGGAUACUUAGCUUUCCUUGGCCUCUGGGGGUAUGUUUGUUGGGUUAAUAAAAGAGUCGUUCAUAGGAUCCACGUCCUCAUGGCGGCGCUUCUGUUAAUGAAGGCUUUGAAUCUGAUCUGCGCCGCUGAGGAUAAACACUACGUGAAGGUCACUGGAACUCCUCACGGAUGGGAUGUGUUGUUCUAUAUUUUUCAGUUUAUUCGUGUUGUUCUGCUCUUCACGGUGAUUGUGUUGAUCGGGACUGGGUGGUCUUUCUUGAAGCCGUUCUUGCAGGAGAAGGAGAAGAACGUGUUGAUGGUUGUUGUUCCUCUCCAGGUUCUCGCCAACAUUGCUUCGAUUGUGAUCGGAGAGACGGGGCCUUUUAUUAAAGACUGGGUGACGUGGAACCAGGUGUUCUUGCUUGUGGAUAUAGUGUGCUGUUGUGCUAUCUUGUUCCCUAUUGUGUGGUCGAUACGUUCGCUGAGGGAGACUUCGAAAACCGAUGGGAAAGCGGCGAGGAACUUGGCGAAGUUGACUCUGUUUAGACAGUUUUAUAUUGUGGUGAUAGGGUACUUGUAUUUUACGAGGAUUGUGGUGUUUGCGUUGAAGUCGAUCGCGGCGUAUAAGUAUCUGUGGGUGAGCAAUGCGGCUGAGGAGAUUGCGAGUUUGGUGUUUUACAUGGUGAUGUUCUAUAUGUUCAGGCCGGUUGAGAAGAAUGAGUAUUUUGUACUAGAUGACGAAGAUGAGGAAGCCGCGGAGCUGGCUUUGAAGGAGGAUGAUUUUGAUCUCUGAAUCAGAUCAAGAACUUUCGUUGACUAUCCAAAGCCAUGAAGAGGAGGUUUGCUUUCUCUUUUCUUCGUCUUUUUCUAUUAAACUUCAAAGUAGUUUGUUUGCAAAGGGGAAUUACUGUGUAUGUAGUGCUGCUCUCUUACGUUGUAAAAGCUUCUUUGCCCCUAAGACUUUUUUUGCUUGUAAGAAAGAUUAGUGCAUCUGUUGUUCAGUGUGUCUAUUGCCAUUAA
This is a messenger RNA of Brassica napus (rape), 1735 nucleotides long. Its product is annotated as protein CANDIDATE G-PROTEIN COUPLED RECEPTOR 7-like. NCBI's taxonomy places the organism in Eukaryota, Viridiplantae, Streptophyta, Magnoliopsida, Brassicales, Brassicaceae. Bases 186 to 1508 code for a protein of 440 amino acids. The transcript has a single exon. Gene Ontology annotation, biological process: transport. Gene Ontology annotation, cellular component: Golgi apparatus; membrane. The record is from RefSeq and is a predicted model, not a curated record.